CUUUGGACUGCCAAGUCGUGUUCUCGUCGUUCGCUGGUGGAUGUGGAUUUGAAUUUGGAUUUGGAUGUGGUUGUGGUACCAACGGAAGUCCAGCUAGCCAGUUAGCCAGUUAGCCAGUUCAUAGUGUUUCCCCGAAAUUCGACAAUCGAAAACUCAACUCUUCGUGAUAACAGAGAAAAGUUACCAUUUCCGUUUCCGGUUUCCGGUUUCGGUUGCGAGUGCGAGUGCAGUUCGAAGUUCAGGUCUGAACUUGAUGCAGUGGCCUGUCAACUGUUGCUGCAGUGUCGUCUGAGCACUGUUCCGUCGUUCAUAUGCUGCACCUGCUGCCGAUUGGAGACAAGUCGUGGGAGUCCGAGGAGGCAAUGUAAGCAUUCCAAGAGCCAGUGACGACUGCACAUUACGGAGGAAUUACUUGAAAUUCCCAUCGAGAGCACAAAGGAUCUUGGAGGGAGGAGUGCGCCGCGUGGAGUGGGGACUGAAGAGCGGAGCGGAGAGGGGAGCGGAGAGUGGAGAGUGGAGAGUGGAAAUGCGCUCUCUAAACAAGUCGGUGGGCCUUCACGGCGGAGAGGACGAGUUGGGCAAUGCCACGGACUCCAUAUACACCAUCAAAUCCAAAUGGAUCACCGACUGGAGCCUGAACAAGGAGCGCGACAAGCUGUGCAGCAUCCUGUUCAAGCGGGUCCUAGACCAUGCCGAGUGCAAGCGCCUCCUGGAGGCCACCAAGAUCUAUGGCGAGAGCACUGACUUCAGCUCGUGGUCGGCCAACGAGCAGCUGCAGUGGUAUCGCAACUUCGAUGUCAACGACACGAGCACUCUGGGCCUGAAGAACCACUCGGCGGGGAGUGGCACUGCCACGGACACCGACACGGACACGGACCUGAGCUCGGACAAUGUCCUGGUGCCCGUGCUGCCGCCGUUCGCCCUCUGGCAGACGAUCUUCAUUGCCAUCUGUCUGGCCAUUUGCAUCAUUCUCACUGUGGGCGGCAACAUCCUCGUCCUGCUGGCCUUCAUCGUGGACAGGAAUAUCCGGCAGCCGAGUAACUACUUCAUUGCCUCGCUGGCCGCCACGGAUAUGCUGAUAGGAACCGUUUCGAUGCCCUUCUAUACGAUCUAUGUGCUGAAGGGCUACUGGGACCUGGGGCCAGUGCUCUGCGAUCUGUGGCUGUCGGUGGACUACACGGUAUGCCUGGUGUCCCAGUAUACUGUGCUGCUGAUCACCAUCGAUCGGUACUGUUCGGUGAAGAUUGCGGCCAAGUACCGCAGCUGGCGGACCAGGACUCGUGUGAUUUACAUGGUGACUAUCACGUGGAUUAUCCCCGCCCUUCUGUUCUUCAUCUCGAUCUUCGGUUGGGAGCACUUUACGGGUAAGCGCGACCUGUUGCCGGGCCAGUGCGCAGUGCAGUUCCUCAAGGACCCCAUCUUUAACACGGCCCUGAUCAUUGGCUACUACUGGACCACGCUGAUUGUGCUCUUCGUCCUUUACGCGGGCAUCUACAAAACGGCCUACGACAUGCAGAAACGGAGCGAGGCCAAGCAGCGCAAAAUGCAGUCCAUGGUGGCGCUCAGUGCCGGGGCCAUGUCGGGAAUGGCAGGACAUGCGGCCGGCAUCGGUGUGAUCGAGGAGAAGAUACUUAAGACAAAGGUGGAGUUGGCCGGCGGUCAGACGGAUCUGGACAGCGCCAGUGCCGCCUGUACGACGGUCAUCAAGCGUCUGAGCGGCUCCGGUCAGUCCAAUCCUCUGGCCCAGGCCGCCGAGGAGGUGGAAAAUAUGACCCCGGAGCAACGUCGCGCGUCUGCGGCCAAGAUCGAGGAGGCGCGCAAGCGCGAUGCGGUGGAGGCGGAGAAGAGCGAACGUUCCAGCAGCCCGGCCUUCGACUCGGACGAGGAGUCGUCGGUAAACCAGGCCCAGCAGCUGAUCACCCAACAGAAGCUGAGCAACAUGCGCAAGCGUUCCUCCAUCGGGCUGGUGUUCGGUGCCCAGGCCGCCCUGCUGGCCACCCGGGGCAAAGGUAACUUGCAAAAGAGCACCACCAACUCCAAGUCCAUCGAGGCCAUGCACUCCAUGGGCGGUGGGCGAUCGCCAUCGCAUCACCACCCGCAUCACCACCACCCGACACACCAAACGAGUCUGCAGCGGGCCCAGAGCAAGGAAGAGGUGGGCAUUGCUCGCCUUCAUCAUCAGCACCAGCAGCACCACAGCCACAGCCAGAACCCGAACCAGAACCAGAACCAGCACCACCAACUGGACCGACCCCCCAAGCGCACCUCCUGCUCCACUCUCUCCCAGAUAGCGGAGCAUGAUCGCCUCAUUGACUUCCAGGCCCAGGCCCCCGCUCAGUUCACCAACGAUCCCCUGUCGCCCGUCGACCUGGCCCCCAUUGAGGUGCCCAGCGAGGAGGUGCAUCAGGGUCUGGUGCAGGCCAUCUUGCCACCGCCUGAUGCCUUCCAGUGUCCCACUCCCCUGUCUGAUGACUACUCGGAUCGUCCGUUUGGCAAUAGCUCGGGGAACAGCGAGCUGGCCAUGACCUAUGACCUCAUGACCAACAACUCCGAGCUGCGCUACAUGGACGAGAGCUCUGCCAUGCUGGCCACCAUCACUACCACCAACAACACCUCCCCCAACGACACCAUCAGCUGCUCCGUGAGACCAACGAAUCCCGCCCUCCCACCGCCGCCACCCGCACGCAAGCAUCUCCCAAAGGCUGAUAACUCAACCAGCCAGAACCAUAACCAAAAUCAGAACCAGAACCAGAACAAGAACCAGAGUCCCAGCCAAAGCCAAAGCCUCAACCUAAGCCUAAGCCUGAACCACAGCCAGAACCAGAAUCAGAACCAGAGUCAAAGUCAGGAGGCAGUUGCCAUUGAAAAACGUCUUCUCGUCUCGUACACAGGCAUCGAAGACUUUGCGAAAGUGCGGCGGGAGAGCUGCAUCGAGGCCAUCUGCCUGCUGGACGUGCCCAGUGGCAAGCUUCUGGCGGAUUGUCCGCAUCGGAGGGCCUCCAGUCCCAUGGAGACGAGCAGCAAAGAUGCCAUACUGUACUCGCCCAUGCCGCCGGUUUCACCCAAGGUGAAGACCCAGCAGGCGCUGGCGACGGCGACGGGGACACCAACUCAGACUGCGGCCCCUCCUCCGGCUUUGGAGCGCAUCGAGGAGCGUGAGACCUCCGACAGUAACACCAACAAGAUGCCCUCCACCUCGGGCACCACCAGCAGCUCUGGCGGCGGGGGUGGAUUGGCUGGCGGCAGCAGACGAGAUCGGGAGGAGGAGUCACAGCAGAAGACCGACGGCAUCUCGAAUCGCGGCUCCAGCAAGCGGGCCUUCAUCCACUCGAUUGGCAAGCACUUUAAGAGCAAGAAGGCCCUACCCUUGGCGCUAGGUGGAGGCGGUAGACAGAAGUCCAAGUCCGAGAAUCGUGCCCGCAAAGCGUUCCGCACGAUCUCGUUCAUCUUGGGCUGUUUUGUGGCCUGUUGGACGCCCUACCAUGUGUUGGCCCUGGUCGAGGGAUUCUGCCGAAAUCCGCCGUGCACCAACGAGCAUCUGUACAUGUUCUCGUACUUCCUGUGCUAUGCCAACAGUCCGAUGAACCCCUUCUGCUACGCCCUGGCCAACCAGCAGUUCAAGAAGACCUUUACACGCAUCCUCAAGGGGGAUCUGCACAUGACCUAAGAUGGGAUAGUCCCACAUCCACAUCCAAUAAUAUGGUGAAUCCACAGUAUAAAUUCCAGGAUCGGUUUGGCAUUGCACUUCCCGUAAAGAGAAGACGGCCCAAAGCUCUCGUGAGCCCCGAGAGUUUUGAGCCCGAACCCCCAAGCCGAUACCCGAAAACCUCCCUAGGCCUAUAAGAUUUCUGUGUGCACGGGAAGUGCUCCGCUAAACCGAAAUUUCGUGGAUCCAAUCAGACUGUGAACAACCGAAAAUAAGUAGAAAUAUUAGAAAGAAAGACACUAAUUGAAUUAUAAAUUUAAACAGUGUUUUAGAAAUGGAAAGAAAGCGAAGAAAGUUAUCUGUAAGUAGCCAAAGGUGUGUGCUAGUUAGAAUUGGGGGGGCAGAUAUUUUCGGGGGGAAGGUAUAGAUCUAGGUCUAGGGUGGCACUAAGCUCGGGGCGAAAUGUUUUAGACAAUAAAUAUUUUAAUGCUAAACCAUACAAUAUAGAACUACAACAAAUAUAUACAUAAUAAUAAUAAUUAUAAUAAUAGUAAUAAUAAUAUUAUACAGAACACGCGAGACUAGAACCCACAAACAUGAUUACAGACACAUAUCCCCCCUCCUCAGAUACAAAUCUACAGAAAAUAUCAAUGAUAAUCAGACAUAUGAAUGAUGUAACCAAGAAACCAAAUAAAGUAGAGAGAAAGAUGGAGAAUUUAGCCUUAAAAGGGUUCUGUAACUUUGAAUCCCAAAACGGUAAUGCUUCGAAGAGAAAUACCUUAGAAUAACCAGCAGUUUUCUACAGCUUAACGAAGCAUUGCCGUUUUAGGAUUAAAUGGAUCGAUGUCAUGUUCAGUUUUCUAUGGAGAAAGAUAGUACGAGCAAACAUACCCACGUAAUUGUCUAUUGAAAUAUGCUAAGCAAGUUUCCCAGAUCGGCCAGAGAAUGAUACAUAUAUACCUAUAUCUAUCAUACAUAUACAUAUACAUAUACAUAUACAUAUAUAGCUGCAUACAUACAUAUACCUAAGCAUACAUACAUAGAUGUCAAUUUUGGAGCAAUGCCAAGAACAACAAGAUAUAUUCAUAUACGUAUAGACGUCUCUUUCGCGCCUUUACCAAGUUGCCUAACUGAGUUUACUCUCAUUCUACGAAUCAUUCGCUGUCUCUCCUACAACUGUACUGUCUCCAAGUACCCUGUUAUUUGUUAUGAUCGGGCUUAUAGCCGUUUCGACUUACGUUUUGUUUAAAGAGUAGUUAAUGUGCUAACAGUUUUUGCAUUUGUUGAACUUUCCUUUAGCACGUAAGUGAUAAGUGUAACAAUAACUAAAUGAUUACUAAUAAACAUACAGAAAUAAAUGCAUCUAUCAU
Messenger RNA from Drosophila miranda, 5016 nucleotides. RefSeq lists its product as uncharacterized. Gene Ontology annotation, cellular component: dendrite; membrane; synapse. Gene Ontology annotation, molecular function: G protein-coupled serotonin receptor activity; G protein-coupled acetylcholine receptor activity. The transcript has 4 exons. The record is from RefSeq and is a predicted model, not a curated record. Gene Ontology annotation, biological process: chemical synaptic transmission; G protein-coupled receptor signaling pathway, coupled to cyclic nucleotide second messenger; adenylate cyclase-inhibiting G protein-coupled acetylcholine receptor signaling pathway. NCBI's taxonomy places the organism in Eukaryota, Metazoa, Arthropoda, Insecta, Diptera, Drosophilidae. Bases 527 to 3667 code for a protein of 1046 amino acids.